Molecule: messenger RNA, 597 nt
Organism: Diabrotica balteata
Lineage: Eukaryota; Metazoa; Arthropoda; Insecta; Coleoptera; Chrysomelidae
Source: the annotation of a GenBank genome assembly
AUGCAUAGAAAAAAUACACAGCGGUGGCAAAAUUCCUUAAGGCACAACUUAUCUUUUAACGACUGCUUUAUUAAAAUUCCUAGACAACCCGACAGACCUGGCAAAGGAGCAUAUUGGGCAUUACAUCCUGCUGCUUUUGACAUGUUCGUGAAUGGAAGCUUGCUACGGCGAAGAAAGCGCUUCAAGUUGUUAAAAAGUGACAAGGAAAUAUUGGAAAAUGAGCUAGCAGCCCUUACAAAUAUAAAUAGGAUAUUUUUCUCGCCCCCGAAUGCUCCCGUGGACGUAAAUCCUGCGGCUCAUCCGACGGUAGUAGCUCCACAACCUUCGCCGCCGAUUAUUACGAAGACUCCUGAAACUGCCGUCACGUGCAUAAGGCCGAAAAGGUCCUUUACUAUAGAAAGCUUAAUCUCUCCAGACAAACCGACGCCAGUGGUUCCUAGUGCUACACACAUCGUACCCCACGUUCAUCCCUGGAUGUUAUCGACGUACGACUUAUCGUUUACUAAUCCAAUCCCCCUAAUGCCCCCUUCUGCAGCUCAUUACGAGGCUUAUGGACUUGCUUCUGCUGAAGAACUAUUUAGAGUUUCACAGUUAUAA